GAAGAGGUCGGUGUUUUCCUGCACAGCUAUUAGAAUCCAGGGCUCUGGCUAAAGACAGUUCAGCCAGCAUACAUACAACGGGACUUAAUCUCUGCUGACGUUAGCUAGCAACCGUGGCUAAGCUAUCUAAAUAGGCAUUUAGCUAGGUAACGUUAGUUAGCUAACGUUGAAGCCCGUUUACAAGCACAGUCUUAUCAUUACACUGCAACCAUCGAUCAGAAACGUGCCUUGCCUUUGUUGUAUCACCUUGUAUGCCAGAGUCGUAGUGAGAAUGCCAAAAUCAAAGGAAGUUCUGUCUUCCACAUCUGGAAGUGACUCGGACAGUGAAGUAGAGACCAAGGCAAAGAGAAAGAAGUCAAGCGCACCGGAGAAACCAGCCAAGAAACCAAAGAGCGGAGAGAGUUCCAAGCCAGGCGGCUCAUCCAAGGGCAGCAGUAACAGUGACGACAACAUGUUUCAGAUUGGAAAGAUGAGAUAUGUCAGCGUCAGGGACUUCAAAGGUAAAGUCCUGAUUGACAUCAGAGAGUACUGGAUGAACCAAGAUGGGGAGAUGAAGCCAGGGAAAAAAGGGAUCUCCCUGAACCCUGAACAGUGGAACCAACUGAAGGACCAGAUUUCAGAAAUCGAUGACGCCAUUAAGAGAAUAUAAGCAUUCGUUUAGUGUUAUCUGCUGAGACAAUUGAACAUGUUGGCUAAUCAGUUUUGUAAAAAGCCUGGGAUUGUUUUCUAAUUGACUUUAAUUUGUAGUUGUAUAGAUCUAGUGUCGUCUGCAUACUCUGGUUUUUCUGUGUGACACUUGUAGUAAAGGUCUGGGUGGAUGAGAAGGAGGGUGAUUAUUACAGUCGGUGGGUGGGGUGUAUCAAUACAGUGAUGUUUUUGUAUUGAAUAAUAAAAACGAGGCACUAGCUUAAUGUUGUUUAAUGUGUAAGUUCAUGUUUGACUAUCAUGUAAAUAUAAAUGAUAGACUUAGUUCCAUCUGACCUUUGUAAUAUGUAUCACCCAGUAUUUUCAUUUCAGUAAGCCGAGCCGAGUGUGUCGUGUUGUACCUGCAGGUUUUUAGUUUCAUGGGUAGAACCAUUGGUUAGGUUUUGAAAAUAAAUGAUACUAUUAAACCA
Messenger RNA from Morone saxatilis (striped sea-bass), 1115 nucleotides. Its product is annotated as activated RNA polymerase II transcriptional coactivator p15-like. Gene Ontology annotation, molecular function: transcription coactivator activity; DNA binding. Gene Ontology annotation, cellular component: nucleus; transcription regulator complex. The transcript is spliced from 5 exons. Gene Ontology annotation, biological process: positive regulation of transcription initiation by RNA polymerase II. Lineage: Eukaryota; Metazoa; Chordata; Actinopteri; Moronidae. The record is from RefSeq and is a predicted model, not a curated record. The coding region runs from base 272 to 649 and encodes 125 amino acids.